Messenger RNA from Dioscorea cayenensis subsp. rotundata (Guinea yam), 3393 nucleotides. RefSeq names its product homeobox-leucine zipper protein HOX9. The record is from RefSeq and is a predicted model, not a curated record. The transcript is spliced from 19 exons. Lineage: Eukaryota; Viridiplantae; Streptophyta; Magnoliopsida; Dioscoreales; Dioscoreaceae. The coding region runs from base 883 to 3393 and encodes 836 amino acids. Gene Ontology annotation, molecular function: DNA binding; lipid binding; DNA-binding transcription factor activity.
UAGUUGAACUGCGGAAACCGUGAGGGCCGUGGACUGCCACCAUCACUGUGACUCUUGACUGUGACCUCCCCAUCCCCAUCCCCAUCCCCAUCCCCAUCAGCUCUCUCAACUCUCAACUCUCAACUCUCAAAUCUCACCUCUUCCUGGAAGAAAGAAACAAUACUCUCAUCAAUUCCUCAGCUUUCUUCUUCUGCUCCUUCAUUUGCUUUUUCAUUCAACCGCAGUGUCAUCUCUUUCUUACUCUAUUGCUCGUUUUUUUUUAUUCCAUAUCUGUCUGUUCCGUUGAUUUAUGGAGGUCAGGAGGGGCUCUCUCCAACAAGAGAUCCGCUGUAACGCCUGAUUCAACCGAUUGUGUUCUUUCUUGGUUUCCUCAUCAUCACUUUCUCUUUCUUUUCUAUUUUUUUUACUUCUUUGUUUUGUUUUCCUGUAAAGAGGAACAAAGAUGGGGGUUUUGGAUGAGCUGGGAGUGGGUCAUAGAUGGAGGGGCUUGUUUUGGCCUGGAUCGAUAUAGGUUUUGGGGAUUUCGUGGGUGAUUCGAGCUCUGGAAGUAGUUUUGGGUGAUAAAGUUAUAGACGAACACCUUUAACAAGCUUCCCUUCUCCUCCCUUUCCUUAAGAAUCUCUCCCUCCUCUGAGUCUCUUUUGCCCUUAUUCCCGCAAAGGAGCGUAGUUUCCUAGAGAAUCCUUAAGCUUAGAAGAGAAAAAGAAACAAAGGAAAAGAAAAGAUAGCAGAUUGGAAAAGAAGAGUGCUUCAAAACAGGACUAGAAGCUGUCCUUGGCUUCCAUUGCUUUUCUCUCUUUGCAAUUUUGAGCGUUUUUAUUUUCCCCUUCUUGGUUUCGUAUUUGUUUUUGAGAGAAAGAGUAAGAAGCAGCAGAAGAAAACAUGGCUAUGGCUGUGGCUAUGCGCAGUGGUGGAAGUGGGAGUAGCUUGGACAAGCAGCUGGAUAGUGGCAAGUAUGUCCGGUACACGGCCGAGCAGGUGGAGGCUCUGGAGCGAGUGUAUGCCGAGUGCCCCAAGCCAAGUUCCAUCCGCCGCCAGCAGCUGAUCCGAGAGUGCCCCAUCCUUUCUAAUAUCGAACCCAAGCAGAUCAAAGUCUGGUUUCAGAACCGAAGGUGCCGGGAGAAGCAGAGGAAAGAGUCUUCAAGGCUUCAGGCAGUCAACAGGAAGUUGACUGCUAUGAAUAAACUCUUGAUGGAGGAAAAUGAGCGCCUUCAGAAACAGGUGUCCCAACUGGUUCAUGAGAAUGCAUACAUGCGACAACAACUGCAAAAGGUUUCACUGGCUAAUGACACUAGCUGUGAAUCUGUUGUGACCACUCCUCAAAAUCCUUUAAGGGAUGCGAGUAAUCCUGCAGGGCUUCUCUCCAUUGCCGAGGAGACCUUGCAAGAGUACCUUUCAAAGGCAACAGGAACUGCAGUCGAUUGGGUCCAGAUGCCUGGGAUGAAGCCUGGUCCGGAUUCCAUUGGGAUUGUUGCCAUUUCACACAGUUGCACUGGAGUGGCGGCACGAGCAUGUGGUCUAGUAAAUUUAGAGCCUACAAAGAUUGCGGAGAUCCUCAAAGAUCGACCAUCCUGGUUUCGUGACUGUCGGAGCCUUGAAGUCUUCACCAUGUUUCCAGCUGGAAAUGGAGGCACAAUAGAACUAAUAUACAUGCAGAUGUAUGCUCCCACAACUUUAGCACCUGCUCGAGACUUUUGGACCAUUAGGUAUACCACAACUUUGGAAGACAACAGUCUGGUGGUUUGUGAGAGGUCCUUGAGUGGUUCUGGAGGUGGUCCAAGUUCAACUGCAGCUCACCAAUUUGUAAGAGCUGAGAUGCUUCCAAGUGGUUACUUGAUCCGCCCUUGUGAUGGUGGGGGUUCGAUAGUACACAUUGUUGACCAUUUGGAUCUUGAGGCAUGGAGUGUGCCUGAAGUGCUGCGGCCUCUUUAUGAGUCACCAGGUGUAUUGGCUCAAAAAAUGACUACUUCGGCUCUACGCUACAUCAGACAGAUAGCUCAGGAAAUGAGUGGUGAAGUGGUGUAUGCCUUGGGAAGGCAGCCUUCUGUUUUACGGACUUACAGCCAAAAAUUGAGCAGGGGGUUUAAUGAUGCUGUCAAUGGUUUUAAUGAUGAUGGUUGGUCAACCAUGGGCUGUGAUGGUGUGGAAGAUGUAGUAAUUGCUACCAACUCUGCGAAGAAAGUCUGUCAUGCCAGUUCUGCUAAUGAUCUUUCAGUGCCCCCUGGAGGUGUUAUCUGCGCAAAGGCAUCAAUGUUGCUUCAGAAUGUCCCCGCGGCUUUGCUGGUUCGUUUUUUGAGGGAGCAUCGUUCAGAGUGGGCGGAUUACAACAUUGAUGCAUAUUCUGCUGCAUCUCUGAAAGCCGGGUCUUGUGCUUUCCCUGGACUAAGGCCCACUAGAUUCUCUGGGAGCCAAAUCAUUAUGCCGCUUGCGCAUACAGUCGAGAAUGAGGAGUUUCUUGAAGUGAUCCGUCUUGAAGGACAAGCUGUAGGUCAGGAUGAUUCCAGCUUAUCCCAGGAUAUUCAUCUCCUGCAGCUUUGCAGUGGAGUUGAUGAAAAUGCUGUUGGUGCCUGCUAUCAGCUUAUUUUUGCACCGAUAGAUGAACUUUUUCCUGAUGAUGCUCCAAUACUUCCUUCUGGAUUUCGUGUCAUACCUCUGGAAGCAAAAACAGAUAACUUAUCAGCAAAUCGUACUUUGGAUUUAGCAUCUAGCCUUGACGUUGGCUCUGCUUCUAACCAGUUGUGUGGGGACACAUCAAACACUCCAAGCUCACGUUCUGUGCUCACUAUUGCCUUUCAGUUUCCCUAUGAAGUUCACCUGUUAGAUAGUGUUGCUGUGAUGGCACGGCAGUAUGUCCGAAGCAUUGUUUCAGCUGUUCAAAGGGUUUCCUUGGCCAUCUCUCCAUCCCAGCAUGGUCUGAACAUGGGACGGAGUUUAUCUCUUGGCUCACCAGAGGCUCACACUCUUUCUACUUGGAUUUGUCAGAGCUACACUUACCAUGUGGGGGCAGAAUUACUGAGGACAAACUGCGAGAAUGGAGAAUCCUUGUUGAAAAUGCUAUGGCAUCAUCAAGAUGCCAUUUUAUGCUGCUCUUUAAAGACACAGCCAGUAUUUACCUUUGCCAACCAAGCUGGCUUAGACAUGCUAGAAACGACGCUGGUGGCCUUACAAGACAUUACUCUAGAUAGAAUUUUUGAUGAGGGUGGGAGGAAAGCAUUCUGUUCUGACUUUGCAAAGUUAAUGCAUCAGGGAUAUUGUCAUUUGCAAUCAGGCGUUUGCUUGUCUGGGAUGGGUCGCCAUGUCUCUUACGAACAAGCCGUUGCAUGGAAAGUACUUGACGAAGCGAGUAAUGUUUACUGUCUGGCCUUCUCUUUCAUUAACUGGUCUUUUGUUUGA